AUGAUUACACCAUACACACUGCGGCUGUUGGCCUACGCCGUGGUCAUCGUCGGCCUCAUCAAGAUCAUCAUUGCAAGGCUACAGUCGCCUCUGGCCAAACUACCGGGGCCCAAAUAUACCUCUUUCACGUCCCUGGUGCUCAAAUACAAAGAGCUUACGCACGGUCGACGGGUGUACGUGCAUGACUUGCAUCAGAAGUACGGGCCAGUCGUCCGGCUGAGCCCCAAUGAGGUUUCAUAUGCCACCGUCGAUGCCGCCAAGGAGAUAUACCUGUCCGGAGGAAGUGGCUAUGAUAAGACGCCCUUCUAUACGCUGUUCACCCAGUUCGGCACCCGGACUCUGUUUUCCACCCUUCCAAGAGCAGAUCACAGCUACAUGAAGCGGUAUUUGGCAGAUCGGUACGCCAACACAAAUAUCAUGAAGCCCGAGGUGCUAAAUGGCAUCUCCAACCAUGCAAAGGAUUUUUUGAACAAGUGCAUGGAAAAAUGUUCGUCUCCGGACGGAUUUGCCGAUGUCUACGUCCAUCUUCACUGUUUCGCCCUGGACGGCGUCACUCACCACCUCUUCCAUCCUUACGGCACGCAUGCCAACGUCAACGACAAAGACCUUCGUCUCAUGCAAGAACUGUCGUAUCAUGACAGUCUGGCCAGCAACUACAUCAUCUACUAUGUGCCCGCGCUAACCAAGCUGGUGGCCUACCUCAGCCCUCCGAAGCUGAGUCCACUAUCGAAUGAGUACGUGCUCAAGACCAGCGCGGCUAAGGACCCGUCUGCCCACAGCCUCCUGUCCAAACUGCAAUCGCACGCCAAAGCCACGCCCAGCAUGCCUCCCUACGGUGUCCCUGCCGAAUGCAAAGACCACUUGGCCGCCGGCGUCGACACCACCGGCGACACGCUAUGCUUCCUCAUGUACCAACUUUCCUUGCCCACCCCAGCUUCGACACGGGUCCAGUCCCUUCUACACCAGGAACUGGUCCAAAACCCAACCGUUCCUUUCGACCAACUGCCUUACCUGGACGCGGUGGUCAAAGAAGGUCUUCGCUGUUUCCCGCCCAUUCCCAUGUCACUGCCCCGUUUCGUGCCAGACGGAGGAAGUACGAUUGAAGGAUACUGGGUUCCUGGAGGUACCAUUGUCAGUUGUCAAGCCUGGACCCUCCACAAGGACCCAAAUGUAUUUCCUCAGCCACUUGAAUUCAUCCCGGAGCGAUGGUUGGACGAGGACAAGGAAGCCGUGACGGAAAGGAAUAGAUGGUCAUUUGCUUUUUCUGUGGGUGGAAGGGGAUGUUUAGGAAGACAUCUGGCCAUCGCAGAGAUGAAGACCCUCCUACGCGAGGUUUACUCCCAGUGCCGGACCACCUUGUCUCCGCACAUGACGGGCGACAUGCAGAUGGAGGAUCAGAUCAUUGCGACACGGCCCAAAGAUCAGACUUGCAAGCUUGUGUUUGAGAAGAUCGGUCAAACUUGGGCACUACAGUAA
Capronia epimyces CBS 606.96 is the source of this 1476-nucleotide messenger RNA. RefSeq lists its product as uncharacterized. The transcript is spliced from 4 exons. The record is from RefSeq and is a predicted model, not a curated record. Lineage: Eukaryota; Fungi; Ascomycota; Eurotiomycetes; Chaetothyriales; Herpotrichiellaceae. Bases 1 to 1476 code for a protein of 491 amino acids. Gene Ontology annotation, molecular function: heme binding; iron ion binding; monooxygenase activity.